AUGGCCAACAUGAUGAAAUCGUCUUUGACGGUUCUUCUUCUCGUCGGGCUAGUCGCUCUUCCCACAGAAAUAGCAGCGUUGCAGUGUUAUGAGUGCGAGUCCGAGGUCGGCAAAGGUUGUGAUGUUGUAACUGAAAAAACGGAAGUAGCGACGUGUGGAAAGGAGUCAUCGACAACGGUCACACCAACAAGCACAGAUUCGACAGGGGGCACACCAACAAACACAGAUUCGACAGGGGGCACACCAACAAACACAGGUCCGUCAGCGGGCACACCAACAACCACAGAUUCGACAGGGGGCACACCAACAAACACAGCGGGCUCGCCAUCAAGCUCAGAUUCGACAGCAGGCUCACCAUCAAGCUCAGAUUCGACAGCCGGAUCAGGAGAGAAUGGUUCACGGCGACGUCGGAGCUUGUUGAACCGUCUCGCGGAAGCACAGCCGUUCGAGGAUGUGAAGUACCGUUGUUAUAAGAAGUCAGUUACCCAAAACAAUAAGACAACGAUUACGAGGGGCUGUAUGAAGGAGUCAGAUGCUGAAAAUUGCAAGGAUUGCAGCUUUUGUGACUCGGACAAGUGUAAUUCGGCGACGUCCGUCGCUGUGUACGCGUCGAUGAUUAUUUCCCUGGUGACAUUCAUCUUCUUGACGCAAUAGCAUUAUUAGCGGCGGCGCGUGCCCAAAUUACUUUCGAUAUAAUAAGCAUAUUUAUUAAUUCAUUUAUUCUUGCUUGUAUUGUUUAACGUUAUAUCAUCGUCGACAAAUGUUGCUCGGGCCUUUCCUAAUAAUCUUUGGCAUUGCAUUUCGAACGCGCGGCCACUGUACUCUCGACGUGCGUAACAUUUUCAUGUUCGCAGCAUCACGACGGUUUAUAUUUAUAUCAAUCUGCAGUAACUUUGUGAUCUAUAUCAAUUGUUUUCUUUUCUUCUUAACAUUUUGACUCGUCGCUCACGCCAUCGCGAUUCUAAUCCGUUCGUACGUACGACGAAACUCGAAUAAAUUCCCCAUAAAUGUGUCUA
Messenger RNA from Megalopta genalis, 1016 nucleotides. The record is from RefSeq and is a predicted model, not a curated record. NCBI's taxonomy places the organism in Eukaryota, Metazoa, Arthropoda, Insecta, Hymenoptera, Halictidae.